Messenger RNA from Caenorhabditis elegans, 2532 nucleotides. It is a transcript of the gene eelo-2, whose product is annotated as Peptidase M3A/M3B catalytic domain-containing protein. Gene Ontology annotation, molecular function: metallopeptidase activity. Gene Ontology annotation, biological process: proteolysis. Lineage: Eukaryota; Metazoa; Nematoda; Chromadorea; Rhabditida; Rhabditidae. Bases 3 to 2321 code for a protein of 772 amino acids. The transcript has 17 exons. The record is from RefSeq and is marked reviewed.
GAAUGUUCCGUAGGAUACCCCUCGGGAGGUUUCUGACGCGAAAAAUCCAUAAUCAAACCAAUGGGCUGAUUGUUCCAACAACAAAUGUUCAAAAGCAACAAAAACGACAGAUUCUGUUCAAAAUGGGGAAUGAGACGCCGGCGCGAGUGGUUGGAUAUUAUGUUGUAUUUCCCGUAAUUCCCGAGGAAACCGUGGAGAACAACUGCUUCAUGUACAAUAUCGCUAAAAAUGAAGAUUGGCCGAAAUUGGCCACCGCCGAGCCCAGGGAACUGUAUGAAGGAACCGUUCGAAUGCUCAUGGACUACGGAGCCACUGUAAUGGAGCACAUGGAGCAUCUUGCAACGUUACCAGCAGAAGAGCGAAAGUUUGAAAACGUCGUAGAACCAUUGCUUACGGAGGAAUACGAGGUCAAUUUCGCUUUCCAGACACUUGUGCUGAAAAUGCUCACGGAUUGGCCUGAUUGUAACCGAAAACUCUUCGAUGCGGACCUUCACCAUAUCAAAAUCAUGUGUGCCCGCGAUCAAAUGGAGAAGUUAACCAACAAGGACUUCCAGGACGCCAUCAAGCAGCUUUAUGAGGCAAAAGAUGGACUUUCCGAGUGGCAAUCGAGACUAUUGGAGUGGUAUUUGCUCGAGAUAAAAGCUUCUGGAUUGGACAAACACGACGAUAAAACGCGUAAGGUUCUCGGAUCCUGGAGCAAAUUUGUCGACGAGUACAGGAGCAAGUAUAUCACCGGCGUGAUGUCAACCAACGAUCAGCAGACAUUUGUCGUGACGGACCAAAAAGUGAUAAAAGAUGCACCUCCACAUGUUUUACAGAAGCUCGCUGUUGAUGAACAAAACUGGGAAUCAGGACCAUGGCGUGGACGUAUGACACCUCACACAAUCUACCCAUUUAUGCAAUAUUGUGGAGAUCGUCAAUUGAGAGCCACCGCAUGGGAGAAAUGGACGAGUAAAGCUGGAUUUGAUCAUGAUUUCUACAAUAAUUCAAUCAAUAUCGAGGAGUUGAGACAUAAUAACGAAGGACUCGCCAAAACGCUUGGAUAUUCAUCUGUUGCUGAGCACCGACUUGCGAAUAAAAUGGCUGCCUCGCCGGAGACAGUUAGAGGAUUUAUCAAUGCUCUUCAACGUAGAAUCCGGCCUGUAGUGAUUGAUCGUAUGGAGUCCUGGUCCGCAUGGGCUGGACGUUGUGAGCUUAUCACUGGCGAGCUUCAGGCCUAUGAUAUGCCAUAUGUGUGCAGAAAAGAGGCAGAGCAUCAUUAUGAUGUCAACCCACUGGACCUAAUGAAUCACUUCCCAUUCUGGCCAACAUUCCAAAAUAUAAUGGGAGUCAUCGGACAUAUUUUCAAUUUGGAAUUCAAAGAUAUCACCGAUAAGGGACUCGAAAAAGCGCAUGCUGACGUCCGGAUCUACUCGGUUGGCGACAAGUUCAGCGGACAACACUAUGGAAGAUUAUACAUUGAUCCAUAUGAUCGACAGAAUAAACGAGGAGGAUGGAAUGUUAUGCUUGCGAGACCGGAAUCCAAAGAACGAGGUCUCGACAAGAUUGUGUACUUCAUCGGCUCAGCAAUUGCUCCAACUUCCAACGGACCGUCUCUUCUCCAUCACCAGCAGCUUCAGCAACUUCUUUUCCAUUUUGGCCGAAGUGUGCAGCUUCUUCUAUCACAAUCUCCAUACCGUGAUAUUUCAAUUCCAUGGUCUCCAUUCUACGCAUCUGACUGGGAUGCAGCUGACAUGUUCCCAACAUUCUUGCAAAUGUUCGUCACGAAGCCCAAUCUCCUUGCAACAAUUAGCUCUCCGCAUCAGAUCACAAAGCAAUCGUUGACCGAAGAGCACGCAAACUCGGUGGCUCUUACGAUCUCACGAGCAUCACUCUGGGAAACCUACCGUACCCUCUUCUGGUCGGACUUUGAUCUGUCGAUUUACGAGAUGGAGGACAGGAAGCAAAAGUUCUGGCUGGAUAUGUACAAACAAAUGUAUGAGGAGUAUUUCCCGUUCAAAAGAGCCAAAAAUGACUAUCAACCGUGCUCAUUCACACCGAUUUUUGCUCUUCAACCACAUAUGAGCAUGUAUUAUAGGAAGCUGUGGGCUGAGAUGCUCGCCUUAGAUAUCCAUGAGACAUUUGACGAGGAAGACAAUGAAGUGCAAACGGGAGAACGAUUGAAAACGACAAUAUUGAAUAGAGGAAGUGGAGAUGUUGCGAAGGAAUUGUUCAAAAGAUUCCAGGGCCGAAAUCCAUCAGUCGGAGCCAUCUGUGAUCACUACGCCCCACCAAUGGCCAUUCAAGAUGAAAUGGAAAUGUCGGAGAAUCAGAGACGAUGAAAAUUCCCCCCCGGUUUUUGGAGAUUUUCCAUCUCUUUUUCGCUUCUCACCGGGUUUUCACAUAUGUUUAGAUGAUUUUUUUUCUGUUUUUGUUAUAUUUUUUUGAUAGUCUUAAGAAGAAAUAGGGUCUCAUAGAUUGUUCUCUGUUAUUUAAUGUUUUUCCCCUCAUUUUUAAUUUUUGUUUUACUUCAGUAAUGAAUUCUUUUCUUUU